Molecule: messenger RNA, 4821 nt
Organism: Nothobranchius furzeri (turquoise killifish)
Lineage: Eukaryota; Metazoa; Chordata; Actinopteri; Cyprinodontiformes; Nothobranchiidae
Source: RefSeq, a predicted model, not a curated record
AAUGUUCUCACAGCUGGAGCCAAAGAUCAUUCACAAGCAGUUAUCCAGUGUGUCCACGCUGAUAAGCUUUACAUUAAGCACAAGAACAGGCCAUGGGAAUGAGUGGACACUUCAAAAGAUUGCGAAACUGUGCGAGUCAUGCCAUUUUUUGAAUUCCUGGCUGGGAGCAUUUCAGGUAGAACACGUAAUAACUUAAAACAUAAAACACAACACAUGCAGGAUAAUGGGUUGUCCUUGUUGGCUGUUGCAGGAGCAGUGGGACUUGCAGUUGGACAUCCAUUGGACACUGUGAAGGUGCGUUUACAAGCGCAGACUGUGUACGAAGGGAUAUGUCACUGUGUGGCUCAAACAUACUCACAUGAAGGAAUCCACGGGUUCUUCAAAGGCAUGUCCUUCCCUGUGCUGACCAAUGGCAUAGUCAACUCCAUCGUGUUUGGAUCCUACAGCAACGCUUUAGAUUUUCUGACUCAGUCGCAGCCAUGUCCCAGCAAACCAGCCUCUGCAGCCCACAUCUUCGGCGCUGGGUGUUUCUCAGGUUUGGUGCAGGUGCUGGUUUGUGCACCAAUAGAUCUGGUGAAGGUGCGCCUGCAGGGUCAGACAUGCACGAACCGUUACCGUGGACCCAUCCACUGCCUGGCUGUCAUACUGAGGGAGGAGGGACUCAGGGGUCUGUACAGAGGAGGCAUGGCCCUCGCUCUGAGGGAUAUACCCUGUUAUGGACUCUACUUCCUGCCUUAUGAGGUCACUCGUAAGGCUCUGACAGAGGCUGGAGAGCAGCCUGGCACCUUCACAGUUCUGACGGCAGGUGGCGUGGCGGGUGUGGUGACCUGGGCCUUCGCCACGCCCAUGGAUGUCAUCAAAGCUCGGCUGCAAAUGUCCGGAGCCGGGGGUCGGCAGUACAGCGGGGUCGUCCACUGCAUCAGAGUGAGCGUGAGGGAGGAAGGACUCCGAGUCCUCUUCAAAGGCCUCCUACUGAACAGUCUGAGAGCGUUUCCCAUCAACGCCAUCACCUUCCUCUGCUACGAGAGCCUGAUGAAGAUUCUCCGUCCUCCAGGAGAGUAAACCGCUGUUGUGGAUUUUUUAAAAUCUAGAACCUGACUCUAUACGGCUGUUUUUAGUUGAUCUUCAUAAAGAAGGAGUGUUUGUGUAGAAUGAGUCUUCUUGUGACUGUGUUAAUGUCGCCAAUUAUAGUUCAUAACUAAGUUUUUAAAUCUUUAGUUUUUAAAUACAAAGCAUUUUCUUCAAUAGGGAUACCGAUACUUGCUUUAUCAAAACAAGUGACAUACAAAAUAUGAACUUUGGUCAAACAGAACGUUACCUUUGAAUACAAACUGUGACUUUAACAUUUUUAUUUUUAAACAUCCUUGAAGCCGAGAUGAGGUUUGUGUUGGAACAGGUCAGUCCAGUGGCAGACAUUGGUUUCUUUCCUCUUCUUCCCAAAACAACUUUCACAUCCACUGUUUUUCUCGUGUUUUUUUUUUCAACACAAAACAGAUUAAAUAAAUUAACCAAACAGUUUAAAACAUGAUUUAUUUUCUUAUUUGCAUGUUUUGUCUCCGUUGAGUGGAGUGUGUGCAUCCAUGCUUCAACAGGCCUGGUCCAUCUUUGCUCAAAACGUUACCAUCAAAACUGAAAGAGGAGAGUAUUUUAACAUAUCUUUGACGUAAAACAUGGCAGGAAAAAAAUCACAAGUGUGACCUUCAGCUCUCCCUACUGCUCAUGGAUUCUUUCAAUGCAGCUUUUACUCUUUAUUCAACUGUUUGUGGCUUUUUUUGGGUCCAUGAUCUUGUCCAAAUCCAAGGCAUCUUUGCAAGUAUGAAUUCAAGAGCCAAUUACGUUACAGCGAAGUGACAAAGCGGUAGGAAUGUAAGAAAAUAUCGAUAUAGCAAUAUAUCACGAUAUAUUUUCCUGCGAUAUUAUAUCGAUGUUCAAAAGCUGUGUAUCGAUUUUUUUGGAAGAAUUUACGUGCAAACAUUUGUGUAUUUUCUUUUCUUUUGGUGCAAAUCAAAUGCCGUCCGCUAGUCAGCAGUAGGGUGCAAUGGAGUUUGUUUCCACCACUGAAAUGUAAAUCCCUCUAUUAUGGUUCAGAUACCUCAUGUUAAUCGUGUUAAGUAUCAGUUUGGACCAUUUAUUGAAUUUUCUUAUAAUAAUUUUAGCCUAAAAAAAUCGCUAUAAUUGUCCGACUGAAUGUAUCGCAAUAUAUCGUGAUAUAUCGUAUCGUCUCCCCUGUAUCGUGAUAAUUAUCGUAUCGCCAGAAUUUCACCAAUACACAUCCCUACAAAGCGGCCCAAAUUCGAAGGAUAAUCGAAAUGCGUCCACGUUUUACCUGGAUUACGAAGACGGUUCAAGUGUAUCCUCACUGGCGAAGGCUAUCCAAGGACUCAUUUUGGGUCGAACUCUAGAUUUUUGUUCUUGUAAUUAUGGCGGCUAAAACCGGAGCGGAUUGCCGUUUUAAGUGUAUUAAUGUCAGGCAAUAAAAACUUGGCGUACUUGAGUUGUUUGGUUACCAUCAUUUGCAUUUUUGUCUAAAACAAUACCAAUCCUCGUAAACGAGCUUGUACGGCAGGUCUUGUAUUUCUUCAUGCAUUGCAACUACAGUAAGUUUAGUUUUAACUUCUGUUCAUCGCCAUCAUGGUUACUAGGCAACAUGACAUACACUGAGGUGGGGGCGGGAAUAAAUACGAAGGCUAGGCAUCCAAAAUCACAGCCGCUCACUUCUAGCCUUACUGGUGCUUUUCUACAGGAAAUGUAAGCACUGCGGAUCAUAGUACGCAGCAGUUGGCCACCGUUAUAGUGGAUGGGUAUGUUUCUGCCGGCCAUUAAGCAUAAUGUUUUGAAAGCGUUCGAGAAGCGUAGGUACGCGUUUAGCUUUGAGUCCAUUUUUUCCACGCCACACUUCCACAACACAUUAAACUCCGUGGUUCAGGUUGGACCAGACAGGAAUUUGAACACGAAAGCAGGGAAACAUCCAGAAACUUUCAAAAUAAAAGUCGCACAGAUUUCCAGUUGCUUAACUAGCACAAAAAAAGUAUGUCAGUUCCUGUGACACCUUCGUAGCGUGGUAAACAGAACAGAAAAUAAACCACAGGCCUUUUUGGAUACAUGCUGUCACCUUUCUCCUUGCUUGUUACCAUGUGAACUAAAUCACGUGUGGUAUUUUAAUAGUGUAUUCUGCAGUUGCUAAAAAUAGAUUGCAUUGCAAUGUUAUGCCACAUUGUGGAAUGUAGCCCUAGACAAGCGUGACCUAUGGGUCUGAGUCGCUCCACUCGUCUCAAAGUGGUAUUUUCAUCUUCUAAAUAUGUUCAACAGGGAAGGACCCAAGCAUUGCUGUGGGGGGGAGGUGCUAAUUGGACUCUAGAGCAGAUGUCAGAGAGGGGACGUAUAUUUUUUUAAUCCAUUUUUUCCAAAUCCGGGUAAGGUCCGCAACAAUUUCAAACAGCUGGAAGGGGAAAUGGGCCGAGGUAAAGACAGACAAAGCAAAUUGGCGUCAUUAUUUAUGUGGAAGAGCGGAUACUAUAACACUCUCAGAUGAGCUAUCCAGGAGGCAGCGGUGUAAACAAUGGGGGCCAGCUGCACAUCUUGGCCAGACAGCAUCUAAACGUAAAUGAAUGAGAUUUUGACCAGAGGUGGGUGGUAUGUAUAAAAGUUGUGAAAGUAAAAGUAAAGCUUAGAGAAAAUGAUACGAGAGCACUGUGAGUAAUGGUUAACUGUUUAAGCAAACAAAAGUUUGAAUUUUGUGUCUGUUGGGUUGUUUGUGUUGAUGCCCAAGUGCUCGUGAUUGGUAAAAGCAAUUUGUUUAUCUAGCAUUAGCACCCAGCAGCACUUGCAUGGUGACGUCAACGGUAGAACACGCCGUUCUCCUGAGAUCUUGUGACCUUGCCGGACCCACUGGGUGGAACAGUUUUGCUGCUGUAAAAGGGAGCUUGUAGGUCUAUUACGGUACGGUACAUACAUCGUAUACGAUACAUGACGCGCUGCUUACACUUCCAGUGGAAAGGCUUGAUUAACUAUCGAGGAAAGACCCAACCAACGCGAGUAGGCUGUGUCCUUACAAGGAUGCUACCCCUGAAUUUGGACACUUGUGUUCUUGUCCACAUCGUUAACAGACGUGGGGUUACCAAGUUGACCCUAACUAGCCACACCUUAACAAAUCACAAGUGGCUACCCUGGUAACCCGAAUGUGCCACUGUCAGACGUUUAACUAUGUUUGAAAUCAAAACACUCUUUAUGCAGCAUGUAUAUUGAGGCCCUGUCCACACGUAGCCGGGGAUCUGCCAAAACGUAGAUAUUUUUCUACGUUUUGGCCUGUCAUCUACACGGAAACGGAGUUUUUUCACACGAAAACGGAUCUUUUUAAAAACUCCGGCCAAAGUGAAGAUCUGCGUUUUCUCCGUUUUGGGUGUCUGCGUGUGGACAGACAAAACCGGAGUUUUAAGGUCCGCAACGUCACUUUCCACAACAAAAAAAUGCUGACAUCACGUGUGCGACCUGUGUUUACACUAGCCGACAGCAUGGAUGCCCUCAGAGCUGCGCUUGCUUUAUCAAUUGUCCAAGCGCUUUUUGCUUGUUUGUUUUUGCAAGCGGAAUUACUGCUCCUUGUGGAAGACCACAGACGAAGGACGAGGUUAAGAACGGGGGAAGUACUGCCACCUACAGGUCUGGCAUGUCCUUAACAACGUAUUUAUCCGGGUACGUGCGGACAGUUUUUUUUUAAACAACGUGGUGUGGAUGCAAGUUUCUGGAGGGGCGGAUAUUCGUUUUAAAAAAAAAACGGCUACGUGUGGACUAGGCCUGAAUGUAAGCAUUUAGUCUCGGCUCAGA